UGAUUAAUAGCGAAUCAUUUUUGUUUUUUUUGUAAGGAUAAAGGCCGUCCCGUGUGUCGUUUCAUGUUCCACGUCGAACGAAGACACGUCGUUUUGAAGCAGCGACUGUGUACCGCAUUGUAGUAGUUUGAAGCGCUCAACACGCACGCGCAACGCAAACAUGGCGAUGCGAAGGAACAUCACCGAGCACUCAUCGAAUGCUCUGCCCUGAGCCAUGUCCACUCUCAUUCAGAUUCGCGACGCCGGCAUCGCCGCCGACGUAGGCGACGGCGUCUACUCUCCGGCGAAGCAGAAAGCCGCCGGCCGAAGCGCCUACAGCAACCGCCCCCUUCUCUCCCUUCGCCGAGCCAAACAGUUUCUCGGCGCCGCCAAGUGCAAGCUCUUGUUCGCGCUCUUCGCACUCUCCGUCGUCGUUUUGGUCGCCUCCAGACUCAGCUCAUGGAUGGGUUGGAACCCUCACCACUCCUCUUAUGUUUCUUCUACUUCAAGGGGUGGAUAUACUGUGCUUAUAAACACUUGGAGGAAAAAAUCUCUUCUGAAACAAACUGUUGCUCAUUAUGCAUCCUGUCGUAGUGCUGAUGCAAUACAUGUGGUGUGGAGUGAACGUGAACAACCAUCUGAGAAGCUGAAAAGAUAUCUUAAUAAGAUUGUGGUUUUGAAGUCUCAAAAAGCUCACAAACACAACUUUAGAUUUGACAUCAAUGCGGAUGAUGAACCAAACAGCAGGUUUAAGCCAAUAAAGGACCUCAGUACAGACGCUGUUUUCUCAGUUGAUGAUGAUGUAAUUGUUCCAUGCUCUACUCUAGAUUUUGCUUUCUCUGUCUGGCAAAGUGCACCAUUCACAAUGGUGGGAUUUGUUCCUCGAAUGCACUGGCUGGAUACGGAGCAACAUAAUGUUGUACAUUACAGGUAUGGGGGAUGGUGGUCUGUUUGGUGGAUGGGCACUUAUAGCAUGGUUCUCUCAAAGGCUGCAUUCUUUCACAGAAAAUACUUGGAUUUAUAUACUCACAAGAUGUCUCCAUCAAUUCAGGACUAUGUCUCCAGGGAUAGAACCUGUGAAGACAUUGCAAUGUCCCUUCUUGUUGCUAAUGCUACAGGUGGUCCUCCUAUAUGGGUGAAAGGCAAAAUCUACGAGGUUGGUGCAUCGGGUAUUAGCAGUUUGAGAGGGCAUAGCCACAGGAGAAACAAAUGUCUCAAUGACUUGAUAUCACUUUAUGGAACAAUUCCACUUAUGUCAACGAAUGUAAAAGCAGUUAGCGCUAGAAAUGAAUGGUUAUGGUAAUUUUUUAUUUCAUUAAUCAGUCACCGAUCCAUUCCACCCACCAAGGAAAAAAUAAAGAGAACAGAACUAAAGAUUAAAAGUCAUUGGUCAAGGAAUUUGUCUGCAUAUUAUGUGUAUAUAAUAGUUCUACACUUCUACUAAAGUGUCUUACUAAGUUUUGAUCCACUGGUGUCUGAUGCAAAACAUGAUGUAAUUUGCACUCAGCUUUUGGCUUGUACUAAUUCUGCAAAUGCCUAGUGCUGAUGAUCACUGAUUUUGUUUGGCAAAAGCAUGAUGCUCCACUUCCCUCUAUAAUUAUUCUGUAACCAUGAGAAUGACUUCUCAAAUAUAUCAGAGCAAAAGACCUAGAUUUGUUCUUAUAAUGAAAGUUGUCAUUACCACUUAUCAACAAAA
This is a messenger RNA of Cajanus cajan (pigeon pea), 1675 nucleotides long. Its product is annotated as glycosylinositol phosphorylceramide mannosyl transferase 1. The record is from RefSeq and is a predicted model, not a curated record. NCBI's taxonomy places the organism in Eukaryota, Viridiplantae, Streptophyta, Magnoliopsida, Fabales, Fabaceae. Gene Ontology annotation, molecular function: glycosyltransferase activity. Gene Ontology annotation, cellular component: membrane.